Messenger RNA from Liolophura sinensis, 2597 nucleotides. RefSeq lists its product as uncharacterized. Bases 120 to 2489 code for a protein of 789 amino acids. The record is from RefSeq and is a predicted model, not a curated record. NCBI's taxonomy places the organism in Eukaryota, Metazoa, Mollusca, Polyplacophora, Chitonida, Chitonidae. The transcript is spliced from 9 exons.
GACACUUUCUGUUGUUACCUGUGUGAGUUCCCUAACGAAGAGACACCUUCUGCAGUUACUUGUGUGAGUUCCUUUAGGAAGAGACACCUUCUGUUAUUACGUGUGUGUGUGUCCUAGCCAUGAGACAUCUCCAUGUGUUACUGAUUCUUCUGGGACUCUCUAGAUCCAGAAGCAAAGCUCAGGACGCAUGUGAGGAAGUUAAGGAGAGCCUAUGUAUUACAAGAGACGUUUUUACCAGCUGGGAUCGUGCUCGGGAUCACUGUAUAUAUCUUGGUGGAGAUCUGACCGUGCCCGGUCAGAACACGGGCGAUAUGCAGAACCAGCUGAAGGCCUCGGUGUGGGCCGGGGGCAGGGAAACCAGAGUGUGGAUUAGAGACAACUCUUCGUAUUAUUACGGCAUCUGGCAAGGAUGCGUGGACGACACGGAGAUGUUUGUUACAUUCCGACCGAGUGAAGAUCUAAGCGAAUGUCUACAGUCCUGUUCCAGAUUUCAUUUUGCCUAUGUCAAGACUUCCCUAUGUGGCUGCUUUAACGCAGAAUUUAAGCUCCGUAACGCUGGUUGCCUUGACCCUUAUCUCUGGGAGGCUUCUCUGAAAAAGGUCCCACUGACCAAUAUUCAUGUGUUCACCAUGGUGUCAGACAAAAACCGCCGGCAAAAAUGUGGUCAAAUUUCAUCACCGGACAAGGGUAAACGUGUCCGAAGAUCAGACAGGACAUGUGACGAACAGAGUAUAUCAUUAUGUCAGUUUGCCAAUAUCUCAUCCACACAAGAUGGCGUACAUUAUGGCCCAUCUGUCUUACUUACAACGAACAACUCUGGAACGUGGGAUUCUGGCCGUCAGAAUUGUAGCACGGAAGGAGGUAGUCUGGUCAAGCUGGACUGGGAAUCUCCUAUGAUGAGAACAGAGCUAAAUAAAGAGUUUGGAAGUAUUUCGAUGUGGAUUGGAUUACGCCCUGAAGCAUGGUACUUUAUUGACGGUAGCCCAGUAUUAUCGACAUGGCCUGACUUUAAGCCUGGGUCGGAUAAGUCUUGCCUAGUGUGGGGAGCGACCGGACUGGCCACUGUAGAAUGUGACGGGCACCUGUCAUUUCAUGCGUCCUGUACAUUAUUAAGGAGUGAGGGUCAGCCUGUUGGAGACACGUAUUCUGGUGUGUCUGUUGGUGUCGGUGUAGCUGUCGGCAUUUUAGCUGCCGUGGCUAUCGGUCUUGUGGUGGCUUGGUGGAUUCACAAGAAAAGAUCCAGUUCAGAUGAGCCUCCUGAACAGCGUAGUUAUGAUCAACUUGUCAAUGGCGGGGUUGAAUCCGUCUCAUCUCAUGAGCAAAAUGUUGCUGAGUCAUCAACACGCGGGAAGAUAAACGGUAAACUUCCUCAUGGCACCACAUGUUCGUCGACAAUACCUCCAGUGUACGAAAGCAUUGAUGAUAUCAGUACUUUGAAGGAUAACACCAUUACAACUACAACGAAAAAUGCAAAACCAAACCUGUCCGACAAUCCAAACGCCCAAAGUCCACCAGUUUCAAAAGAUGGUCAGGAGACUGCCUGUUUCGUGGUGAUCCCCGAAGAACAGCCCGCCGCCAAUUCUAAUAAAUCCACACUCUUGGGCUCCGGGCUCCCUAAUGAUUACACCAAAGUGGUCAUGCCGAAGGCGACGAAUACAUUGGGCAUUGACAACGAGGCUUGUACAAUGGAUCCUUCAGAUACACGUGAUUGUCGGGAAGGGGCUCCUGCUUCAUACUUCGUCUUGUCCCACGAUGAAGAAGCCGGUAUACAAUAUACACCACUGAACAUUCAAUCCGAUAAGAAUCAAAACCAAGUGGAUAUUCAAAAAGAGAUGAGUACCUUGAACGUGGACAACGAGGCGAGUAGCAUGGAUCAUCCAGAUUCAUGUGACGGCCAGCAAGAGACUCCUCAUUUAUAUUUGGUCUUGUCCUGCGAUGAAGUCACCACUGACAAUUUUGAUCAAUCUAAUCCACUGAGCACUCAAUCCGACAAAAAUCAAGACCACCUGGACCUUGCUAAGGCGACGAGUACUUUGGAAGCGAACAAUAAGGCAACCAGCAUGGGUCCUCCAGAUUCACCCGACGGUCAGGGAGAGGCCUUGUAUUUCGUCUUGUCCAGCGAUGAACAAACCGAUGACAAGUUUGAUCGAUCUAAUCCACUGAACACUCAAGACCAACUGGAUAUUCCCAAUGCGACGAGUGCUUUAGACGUGAACAACGAGGCUUCAUAUUUCGUCCUGUCCAGCGAUGAACAAACCGAUGACAAGUUUGAUCGAUCUAAUCCACUGAACACUCAAGACCAACUGGAUAUUCCCAGGGCGACGAGUGCUUUGGACGUGAACAACGAGGCUUCAUAUUUCGUCCUGUCCAGCGAUGAACAAACCGAUGACAAUUUUGAUCAAUCUACACGAGUGAGCACCCAAUCUGACAAAAAUCAAGACAAACUGGACAUUUCUAAGGCAAUGAGUGCAAUGAACGUGGACAACUAGGCCACUAGCAGGGGUCUUCCAGACUCACGUGGCGGUCACGAAGAGGCUGCUACUUCAUAUUUCGGCGAACUGUCCACUGCCAAUUCUGACUAGUGGCUUCAUAUUUCG